Molecule: messenger RNA, 837 nt
Organism: Guyanagaster necrorhizus
Lineage: Eukaryota; Fungi; Basidiomycota; Agaricomycetes; Agaricales; Physalacriaceae
Exons: 8
Coding region: 1-837 (278 amino acids)
Source: RefSeq, a predicted model, not a curated record
AUGUAUGUCGACAUUUACCAUGCUUUGGUGCUGUUUGGUGCUUUCAUCGAAGUUCGAAGUUCGACUAUUCUCGUUCAAAAGCAAGUUCUGUCGCCCUUCUUCCGCUAUCUCGGUCCUUUGUUCAAGCAGACUUGCGCGUAUGUGAACACUACCUUACUUCCGACGUUCGAAGCAUGCAGCCAUGCAUACGAAGAUCGUCAACGGAAAUCCUUCAUGAAGGUAGAGCACAUGUUCCGGGCUUUCUUUCUUUGGGGGCCCCAACUAUCCUUAAUACGGCGGCUGGUUCGAAAUGAACGUCCACCUACACAUUCAUUUUCAUCUGGAUCUGCCCCUCUCCGUGGCCUUAUGAUCUCCUCCGUUCUACUUUCUACACUGCCACGAGUGUCUACGAUCAAUUUAGUUCCCUUGUUUCAUGUUUCAUGUCUAAUAUCUUUUCUCGUGACUCGGGCGAUACACCACCAGGUAACGAACCCGAGUGACCAACCCCAAAGCCCUACCAUACAGUUUGUUUGUCCCAUCAACUCGAAAGUAUACGAAAAGCCCCCUACCACACCCACGUUUGGAAGUUCAGGUUCAUUGUUCUCUCGUCGAAAAUACGCGUUCUCGGCCACGCGAAACGGUAGGGCUAACCUAUCUCGCCGUUUAACUGACUCUCCGCGUAAUCCAAUUUGUUUGUCCCCAUCGGAAUACCUGACCUCAACCACGUUUGGAACUCACGACAAAACCGGUGCCCUAGCUUUGGGUGGUAAAGGUAUGGUUCAGCUCAAGUUAAGUACCCGUAUACAAAACUCGAAUGAAUAUACGGAGAAAGUUGUCGAAGAAACGGGGAUAAAAUGA